AACUGCUGUCAUGGCGCUGCGCACAAACGCCAAACGGCUGUGGUAGAAAUAGCUAGAACGACUGAAAGCUGUGUCGGACAUCGCAGGUUCAGGUAAUUACAUUUACAAUCAUGGCAUCGCAAAAUAAAGCGGUUGAGCUUCAGCUGCAAAUGCGACAGAAUGCAGAAGAGCUGCAGGAUUUCAUGAGGGAUCUGGGGAGCUGGGAAAAGGAUAUCAAGAAAAAAGACGAGGAACUGCGGAAGGAGAGUGGAGUUGAGCCUGAAAUGCAGAGUUUGCCUCCGGUAAGAAAUAAGGAUUACAAGAGUAAGAAAAAAGACAAAAGCAAAGUGGCUGCCAACAAUACAAAGAAUGAAAAGGAGAAAGCUUCCAGAAUUAAAUCGUAUGAUUACCAAGCAUGGGACAAAUUUGAUGUGGAUAAAGUACUUGAAAAUCUAGAUAAAGAAGACGGCACACAGGAAUCACAUGAAUCAGACUCUGAAGAAGAUGGGAUUCAUGUAGACAAAAAUAAAGCACUUUCUGAGAAAGAAAAAGGCAAUGAUCUCUUCAAAGAAGGAAAAUAUGACGAUGCAAUAGAAUGUUACACAAGAGGUAUGACUGCAGAUCCUUACAAUCCAGUCCUCCCCACAAACAGAGCCGCUGCUUUCUUCCGUCUAAAGAAGUAUGCUGUAGCUGAAUCGGACUGUAAUUUAGCCAUUGCACUCGACAAAAACUAUACCAAGGCUUAUGCAAGAAGAGGAGCUGCUCGAUUUGCUCAAAAAAAAAACGAGGGUGCUAAAGAAGAUUAUGAGAUGGUUCUGAAGCUGGAUCCUGAAAACUUUGAAGCACAGAAUGAACUGAAGAAAAUACACAAGAUUCUGGCUUCACAUGAGCAUGUGUCAGACAGCAAAGAAAAGGAAGCAGUGGUUGAUGAGAACGAGAAGAAAAGAAUAGAACAGCAGCAGGCUAAACAGCAAGCAAUUACUCAGAAAGAUCUUGGCAAUGGUUAUUUCAAAGAAGGAAAAUAUGAAGCAGCGAUAGAGUGCUAUGCCAAAGGAAUGGCAGCAGAUGGCACUAAUGCACUUUUACCAGCAAACAGGGCCAUGGCCUAUUUAAAGCUUCAAAAGUAUGCUGAGGCAGAAGAUGACUGCAGCAGUGCUAUAGCACUGGAUGGCACUUACUCAAAGGCUUUUGCCAGGCGGGGGACUGCAAGAGCAGCACUUGGUAAACUGAAAGAGGCUAAAGAAGGUAAGAUUGAAAAGGGAGAUGCAACAUUUAAAUCUGAAAGUGAAUCCAGUUCUCAAGCAUAUCCAUUCACUAUGUACAUGUGCAGUUCUAAAAGAAACGCUUGUCACAACAAAGAUAUGUUUUAUUUUAAAGCAUGCUAUCUAGUAAUAAUUACGACUUUGGACCUUGGUCCUUUGUUUGAUGAAACCACCGAAACUUUAGCUUUGUUACUGAACAGACGCAUUGCUUCGCGAAAAAUCAAUAAUGAAAUGGUUGCAAAAGGUCUCUUGUCAAAGGAAUAUCUUGCAGACCAACAAGCAAAGAAUACUGAACAAAGAAGAAUUGUACAGCCAAUAAAUAAACCACCUCACCUGCGAUCAACAAAGCCAUUGAGACGAAUGGUUAUUGAAGAAGUUGGAGGUGAACUGCCUGGCACUGACCUUCAAUUAAUAGCAAACACCUCAGCAGAAUGUAAAGCGCCAUUCUCCGUGAUCACAGAACUUACUGGAAGCAAAGAAGCAGUGGAAUGUGCCCCCAGUGCCAAAAUGCUUAAAAUAGAGGAGAUCUCUGAUAUUCCAGCAGAUUCCUGUGAAAGAGAGCAUCUUGAAGACAAUGCAGAGAAGCAGUCAACUGUAAGAUUUGUUACUGUGGAAAAUACUGCAGAUCAGAAGAAACUAUCACCUUCCAUAGCCGAGUCUUUGUCCAUGCCUUCACCUCCUGCAAACUCCUUUCAGCUGGAAACAGAUUUGAGGAAGCUGAAAGCCUACCCAGAAAUGAAAUACAAGUACCUCAAGCAAAUUGAGCCAUCAGCCUACCCCAAACUCUUUCAGAAGUCAUUGGAACCUGACAUUUUUAACCAGAUUCUAAAUAUUCUACACACUUCUUAUACCAUGCAUGACGAGCAUUCGGUUAUUUUAGAGAUUCUGAAGAACCUUGCAGAAGUGAAAAGGUUUGACAUGGCAGUCAUGUUUAUGUCUGCAGCAGAAAAGACUGUUGUGCAAGAAUUAUUCAACUGUGUUCAUCAAGCUGGUUUAGAAGAUGACCUUGUCAGAUCUCUAAAGAAGAAAUAUGGCAUUUGAUUUUAUUUGUACAGCAAUUCCAGUUGGUUGAAAACACAUUUGCAGGCCAGUCAUUGUUUAGAUUGUACAGAAUAAACGCUGACUACAUAUUAUUUUUAACACCUAAAUACACAAAGGGUUGAUUUGUUAUAAAUCAGGAGUGAAUACAAACAUAAGAACAAGAUUUGGCCCAUCUUGUUUGUUUGGUUGUUAGUAGCUUAUUGAUCCCAGAAUCUCAUCAAGCAGCUUCAUGAAGGAUCCCAGGG
Messenger RNA from Polyodon spathula (Mississippi paddlefish), 2527 nucleotides. RefSeq names its product RNA polymerase II-associated protein 3-like. The record is from RefSeq and is a predicted model, not a curated record. Gene Ontology annotation, molecular function: protein binding. NCBI's taxonomy places the organism in Eukaryota, Metazoa, Chordata, Actinopteri, Acipenseriformes, Polyodontidae. The coding region runs from base 111 to 2282 and encodes 723 amino acids. The transcript has 17 exons.